AUGGUGCCGAAGGCAACACAAGAUGUGGCUAGGCACGAUGGUCCCAGAGGAGACACAAAGCUUGCGUGUCGCAAGGCAAUGUGGUUAGGCACGAUGGUGCCGAAUGUGACACAAGAUGUGGCUAGGCACGGGGGUGCCAAAGGCAACACAAAGCCUGCGUAUCGCAGAGCGAUGUGGCUAGGCACGAUGGUGCAGGAGGCGACACAAAGCUUGCGUGUCGCAAAGCAAUGUGGCUAG
Messenger RNA from Prunus armeniaca (apricot), 237 nucleotides. NCBI's taxonomy places the organism in Eukaryota, Viridiplantae, Streptophyta, Magnoliopsida, Rosales, Rosaceae. The record is from the annotation of a GenBank genome assembly.